CACUCCCACUCUUCAACACACAAAUACCACACUCGGCACUAAUAUUCAUCUUUUGCCCUUCGAAAUGCCUCAUAAUAACCAGAAUGCCAAUCUCCUCUCACUACUCCCUUUCUUUCUUCUCCUCCUCCUAUCGGCCUCUUAUUUACAACAGUCCCAUGCCCGCCCGCUGUUUGCUUGCGAUCCAAGGAACGGACUCACGAGGGGGCUGAGGUUCUGCCGGACGAACCUGCCAAUACAAGUGAGGGUGAGGGACCUGCUCGGGCGGCUCACGCUGCAAGAGAAGAUCAGGCUGCUCGUGAACAAUGCUGCUGCAGUGCCAAGGCUGGGGAUGGGGGGGUACGAGUGGUGGUCAGAGGCUCUCCACGGGGUGUCGAAUGUGGGCCCGGGAACGAAGUUCGGCAGGUCUUUCCCAGGGGCAACGAGCUUCCCUCAGGUCAUCACAACCGCUGCCUCCUUCAAUGCUUCCCUGUGGGAGGAGAUUGGACGGGUGGUUUCCGAUGAGGCGAGGGCUAUGUACAACGGAGGGAUGGCAGGGUUAACGUAUUGGAGCCCGAAUGUGAACAUCUUCAGGGACCCGCGGUGGGGUAGGGGUCAGGAAACGCCCGGGGAAGACCCAGUUUUGGCUGGAAAAUAUGCGGCCAGCUAUGUCAGGGGGCUCCAGGGUGAUGGUGCUGGCAAUCGACUGAAGGUCGCAGCCUGUUGCAAGCACUACACGGCUUAUGACCUGGAUAACUGGAACGGCGUGGAUCGAUACCACUUCAAUGCACGAGUAAGCAAGCAGGACCUGGAGGACACGUAUGAUGUGCCGUUCAAGACGUGCGUUGUGGAAGGCAAAGUCGCGAGCGUGAUGUGCUCGUAUAACCAAGUAAACGGGGUCCCGUCCUGUGCUGACCCGAACCUCCUCAAGAACACCAUCCGGGGUCAGUGGCACCUUAAUGGGUACAUCGUUUCGGACUGUGACUCGGUUGGGGUGCUAUAUGAUAGCCAACACUACACAGCGACCCCAGAGGAUGCAGCUGCGGCCACCAUCAAAGCAGGCUUGGAUCUGGACUGUGGGCCGUUCCUCGCAGUCCACACGGAGGAGGCCAUAAGGCGGGGCAAGCUCGCCGAGGCCGACGUGGACCUGGCCCUAGCAAACACAAUAACGGUGCAGAUGAGGCUUGGGAUGUUCGACGGUGAACCGUCCGCCCAACCACACGGGAACCUUGGACCAAGAGAUGUGUGCACCCCAGCCCACCAGCAAUUAGCCCUCGAAGCGGCCCAUCAGGGCAUUGUUUUGCUCCAGAAUCGUCGCGGUUCUUUGCCCCUGUCUGCUGCACGCCACCGUACCGUUGCUGUCAUUGGCCCCAACUCCGACGUCACAGUGACCAUGAUUGGUAACUAUGCAGGAGUUGCGUGCGGAUACACCAGUCCUCUACAAGGAAUCGGGAGGUACGCACGGACCGUCCGCCAGGCCGGCUGCUCCAACGUGGCCUGCCCCACCAGCCAGAUGUUUGGUGCUGCAGAGGCCGCCGCUCGUCGAGCUGAUGCCACUGUGCUUGUGAUGGGUCUCGACCAGUCGAUUGAGGCCGAGUUCAGGGACAGGGCAGGGCUCCUCUUACCAGGCCAUCAGCAGGAGCUCGUGUCUCGGGUCGCAAUGGCCUCUAGGGGACCCACCAUAUUGGUCCUCAUGUCCGGUGGGCCUGUUGAUUUAACAUUCGCUAAGAACGAUCCGCGGGUCUCUGCAAUCCUCUGGGUUGGGUACCCGGGGCAGGCUGGAGGGGCUGCCAUUGCCGAUGUACUGUUCGGGAAGGCCAACCCGGGGGGAAAGCUGCCAAUGACAUGGUACCCGCAGGACUACGUUGCCAAGAUUCCUAUGACAAACAUGAACAUGAGGGCGAACGCAGCACGAGGCUACCCGGGCCGAACCUACCGGUUCUACAAGGGCCCCGUCGUCUUCCCCUUUGGCUUUGGCCUAACCUACACAACUUUCACUCACUCGCUCGCCGAAGCCCCGACACAGGUCACGGUGCCGCUAAGCACCAUAAAGAACACAACCUCCCUGGUGGGCACCGCUUUGCGCCUCAGUCACAUAGACUGUAAAACCCCCUCGUUGAAGAUCCAUGUCGAUGUCAAGAAUACCGGUACAGUGGAUGGAACCCAGACCCUGCUCAUCUUCUCAGCCCUGCCUGCAGGGGACUGGUCCGUGGGCAGGCAACUGGUCGGGUUUGAAAAGGUACAUGUUCCUGCUAGUUCACAGAGGCGGGUGAGGGUUGACGUCCACGUGUGCAAGCACAUGAGUGUGGUUGAUCAGUUCGGGGUCCGAAGGAUUCCGAUGGGUGAGCAUGAGCUUCACAUUGGUGAUGAUCUCAAGCAUUCCAUCACCCUCCAUGCAAGUUUGGGUGAGAUUAGAGUCUAAUACUAGCUUUUAGGAAUGAACAGAUAUCUAUACUUCUGAAGGCACCAUGGCAAUCGCCUAAAAACAGGCCAUUGUCGUUAAUUAACCACGAAGGUGGAAUUAAGCAAUGAACUGCAUAAAAGCAAUGGUAUACAGAUGACUAAAUUGUACAUUAGAUUGUGUAUUGAAUUCCAAAUCCAUUCGACUGCACAACAGGCAACCGAAUGGGGUAUAUGUAUUGAUUAGUGAAUGGCAAUGAAAGAUCUGUUCUGUUCUGCUCUUAAA
Punica granatum (pomegranate) is the source of this 2662-nucleotide messenger RNA. NCBI's taxonomy places the organism in Eukaryota, Viridiplantae, Streptophyta, Magnoliopsida, Myrtales, Lythraceae. The record is from RefSeq and is a predicted model, not a curated record.